AUGGGUACAGCUGCUGGUGCAAUCAUGUCCUCUUUCCUGCGAGUAUCUGCAAUCACCUUGACUCUAUCGACGGCAACAUACCUUCUAUAUAUAUUGAGCACUCGACAACCAGACUUACCCAAAACCAAAAAAUACAUUCAAAAAACCGUCGCAAAAGUCGAAACUCAAGACUGGACCAAUCUAAAAUCAGACUUCACCCUGCCCAUCCGACUAUUCCUCACAGAGUCCCUCCUGGAAAAAGGCUGGAACAUCGUCUACAAAUCCUUCGGAACCAUCGAGCGCGUUGGAGACCCCAUCAUCACACCAGGAUGGCUCCUAACAGCCGUCAAAAUCCCACUGAAACUCCAACAUGCCGAAUUCGCUCUCCAAUUGCAAAUGACGUCUGGCGGUAGUCUUGUUGGGUUUCACUUUACUGGUCUGGGAAAUGGGUGGAAGGUACCAAGCUACGCCUCAGACUCCGAGUCGGAUACGGACCCGGCCAUCGUUGAAUCAGAAAUGAUCCUCGGACAAGGGCGAUUCAAAGUCGGAGCAACACUCUGCCUACCGCAAAACCCAAGCUCAACGCCCGGUCCCAAGCCCAAGCGACCAUCCAAAUUCCCAUGCGCAAUAUUCCUCGCCGGUUCAGGCCCAUGCGAUCGCGACUCAACAAUCGGCGAAACAAAACCUCUCAAAGACCUCGCACUCGGCCUAUCAAGACACGGUAUCGCAUCAAUAAGAUUCGACAAAGUAACCCACGCACACGGGAAAGCAUUUCGCACCAAAAAAUACAUCACCUUAACAGAUGAAUAUAUACCACACGCCCUUGACGCGAUAAAACAAGCCCAGAACCACACCAAUAUCGAACCAAGUCAGAUCUUCGUCCUGGGGCAUAGCCUAGGCGCGGUAGUUGCUCCCACGCUAGUAUCCAUGGACCUGAAUCCCCCGAUCGCGGGCUGUGUCAUCAUGGCAGGACCGGCGGAACCAAUUUAUAAGAGUUAUAUUCGUCAACUUCGGUAUAUCGAGUCGUUGGAUGGACCUGAAUCAGUGUAUGCGGGUAACCAGAUCGAAGACGCGUGUGCUAAGGCGGCAAUGGCUGAUAGUGAGUCUCUUUCAUUAUCAACGGCUGCGAAUAAAUUACCCUUUGGAAUUGGGCCGGCUUAUUGGCUUGAUUAUCGCCGGUUUGAUCCAUUGGCAACCUUGGCUGGGUUGAAUUGUCCGGCUUUGAUUAUGCAGGGUGGUAGGGAUUAUCAGGUUGUUCGAGAUGAUUAUGAGCAGUGGUGUGCUGCUUUGGAUGGGAGGGGGAAUGCUGGGUUUCGAUUUUAUGAAGGUCCUAAUCAUCAUUUUGUUUUUGGGACGGGGGGGUUCGACGCCGUUGGAGUAUAG
Messenger RNA from Penicillium cosmopolitanum, 1362 nucleotides. RefSeq names its product alpha/beta hydrolase family protein. The record is from RefSeq and is a predicted model, not a curated record. The coding region runs from base 1 to 1362 and encodes 453 amino acids. Lineage: Eukaryota; Fungi; Ascomycota; Eurotiomycetes; Eurotiales; Aspergillaceae. The transcript has a single exon. Gene Ontology annotation, molecular function: carboxylic ester hydrolase activity.